Messenger RNA from Gongylonema pulchrum, 459 nucleotides. The record is from the annotation of a GenBank genome assembly. NCBI's taxonomy places the organism in Eukaryota, Metazoa, Nematoda, Chromadorea, Rhabditida, Gongylonematidae.
AUGUCGCUGCGAUGUCUACGUGACCAGAUGGGGCUGGUUGGUCAGGAGCCGACUCUGUUUAGUGGCACCAUCGCUGAGAAUAUUUUGCUUGGUACCACCGGCAAGACAAUGGAUGACGUACGCGAAGCGUGUCGCAUGGCCAAUGCACAAGGCUUUAUUGAAGCAACACCGAAGGGUUAUGAUACAGAAGUUGGCGAACGAGGAGCUCAACUGUCUGGUGGCCAAAAGCAGCGCAUAGCUAUUGCCAGAGCAUUGGCGGUUCAACAAGCCCUGGAUGUUGCAAGCAGUGGGCGGACAUGUAUUAUCGUUGCGCAUCGUCUUUCAUCAAUCCAACACGCCGAUCAGAUAUUUUUCAUCGAAAAUGGCAAGGUUAUUGAACAGGGAACACAUCAAGAACUCAGUGAACUGGACGGCAAAUACGCUGAUCUGAUCCGGAAACAGGACCUGAAAUCACAUUAG